AUGAAAGAAGACACUGAAAGGCAUAUUGACGACGGAUCUGCCACAGUCAGACCUAGAAAACUUAAGGGUAACUAUGCAAAGCUGAAAGUUCAAAAUGAGCGUAAUGAAUCACCAAAAACUUCAAACUGUACAAGUGAAGCCUCAGAAAUACAGUCUCCAGAAGAAGAACACGAGCAUUUCCCAUCCAAGGAUGACCCCCCUGUUCUUGAGCCGGUUGAUAAGAUGCUGCAUUGUUUUCAAGGCCGGAGUGGGAAAGAACGCCGUGUUACUCAGAACAAACGCAGGAAGCUUGACACUUCUCAGCAAACACAACAAGAUUGGGACCAAGAUAUUUCGCAUGGGCUGCAUAAUUCUGUUUCUCGGAUGGCACGAAACAAGAGAGAUUCGAGCACAGUCACCGACAUGAGUUGCACAACCGGCAAAAGUUAUGUCCAUGAGAGCGAACUCAAGCUACAAAUUCGUGGUCAGGGUCUUCAGCAAGCGACAUCCGAGGGUCGUUCGGGGCGAAAUGAAGUAUCUACCACAGUGCGCUAUUUGCAGCCAAUCCGUGCGGAGCAGACAAUAUCUAAGAACAAAACACUCUCAAACGCUACAGAGAUUCCUACUUCAAGCUCUCAAUUCCAAUCAAAUUCGAGGCCAGAGACCAGAAGCCAAAUAACUGCACGAAGGAGGUUAGUGGAUUCACUUGGUCCCCUGGAGUUGUCAGUCGAAGAUGCGGUGCGAGCAUCCAGAGCCAACGACGACACCGAAGUCGACCUGCUUCCCCGCCACAGCCCUCAUAGAGACUGUUCAUCAAACUCUCAGCCGAAUUUUCGACCUGUUCAGAUCGCGACUGAAAGCGCGAACAGGGCGACUGCUGAAACAUCUGGCCCAGUCUCAUCCAGAGUGGGAGGCUGUAGGGUCACUUAUGCGCGACAGCGGUCUUUCUUGGAUGACACGUCUAUCGUUGACAAUCAUCGUCCUUCCGAAAUUCCGGCUUCAACAGUUAAUCGCUUUGUUCAAGGGCAGCGAAAAUAUGGAUCCGAGAUUCUCUCCAGUCACUCGUCGCAUCUCGGUGACGGAGAAUCGAGCGACAGCGGUCCCGUUCGUGGGAUUCACGAGCUUAGACAAGCUGGAGACAACUCCCGCUUUCGAAGCGCCAUUGAAUUGAUCUUCGAGGACAUUGAGGAUGCAUACAAUACCACUUCAGAUCAGCUUGUCAAGUUGUUAAUGCCGGAAAGAGACAAGACUAUCAAAUUUCCUCUAUCGCGGGAAAGGUUCAGGACACUGGCUUCGACAUUCUCGAUAUUGGAGUCUUACGCGAUCGUAUUGAACCCAGCAGACCACAAUCAAAACUACCCGUCUCUGAGUUCACUUUCUCGGCUUCAUGAAUAUCUCAAUCUGAACCAGCGCAAUCAGGGUAGGCAACUUCGCAUGCACUAUAUUCGAGCAAUAUUGAACCUCACCAACAACGACCCGAAUCUUUGCAACGAAUAUGCAACACCCGAGCUGGUGAAGGGAUUAGUCAAAAUUGUCAUGUCAGAGAUUCGCGACGCAUCCGACGAUAUUUCCACAGGGGAGGACAACUCCUUGAACACAAUAAUCUUAGUCUUGGGGGUUCUUAUCAAUAUGACAGAGAAAAGCGAGUCAGCGAGGGGUCUUUUCCUCCACCUGACUCUUGAUUCGACAUCUUUAAUCCACUCACUUUUGCAACGAUUUUACGAAAGUGUGAAUUCGGUCUGUGAGGCACAUACAGCUCCUACACUUCAUCGCAACGUUACCGUCGGAUAUCUAUCUAUCCUCCUGCUCACGCUUUGUUUCAGCGACGAGGCGAUCUCCCAGGUGAGGAGGUCACUCGACAACAAGGGACUCACCGUAGUUUUAUCAACCGCAGGCAAAUCAUCUCUUACGGUCCGAUUUGUUGAACAUCAUUUUGUUGAGAGCUACUAUCCUACCAUUGAGAAUACGUUUAGUCGCAUCAUCAAGUACAACGGUCAGGAUUUCGCCACAGAGAUCGUUGAUACAGCUGGUCAAGAUGAGUACAGCAUACUUAAUUCUAAGCACUUUAUCGGAAUACACGGGUAUAUCAUUGUCUACUCUGUAGCGUCCCGCCAGUCGUUUGAAAUGGUUAGGGUUAUACGCGACAAAAUUUUGAAUCAUCUUGGAGCGGAACAUGUUCCUCUUGUGGUUGUUGGAAACAAGAGUGAUCUCAAAUCCGAACAGCGUCAGGUUUCACUAGAUGAGGGUCGGCAAUUGGGCGAAGAGUUUCACUGUGCCUUCACCGAGGCUAGUGCUCGCCUCGACUACAACGUCACAAAAGCCUUUGAUUUGAUGAUCGGCGAGAUUGAGAAGUCCCAAAACCCGUCCCAACCAGCAGGCGGCAGCAAGUGCAUCCUAAUGUAG
This is a messenger RNA of Aspergillus thermomutatus, 2382 nucleotides long. RefSeq lists its product as uncharacterized. Gene Ontology annotation, molecular function: GDP binding; GTPase activity; GTP binding. The transcript has 6 exons. Lineage: Eukaryota; Fungi; Ascomycota; Eurotiomycetes; Eurotiales; Aspergillaceae. Gene Ontology annotation, cellular component: plasma membrane. Gene Ontology annotation, biological process: small GTPase-mediated signal transduction. Bases 1 to 2382 code for a protein of 793 amino acids. The record is from RefSeq and is a predicted model, not a curated record.